Panicum hallii is the source of this 3127-nucleotide messenger RNA. RefSeq names its product WD repeat-containing protein 44-like. The record is from RefSeq and is a predicted model, not a curated record. The transcript is spliced from 7 exons. NCBI's taxonomy places the organism in Eukaryota, Viridiplantae, Streptophyta, Magnoliopsida, Poales, Poaceae. The coding region runs from base 153 to 2501 and encodes 782 amino acids. Gene Ontology annotation, molecular function: protein binding.
CGCGCGGGCGCGGUCGUCGCGGUCGCUCCGCUCCUCCCUCGGUCCUCGCCGCCGCGUCGUCGACGCGUGCCGGCCGGUCGAUUCCCCCGCGGGUGGGCGGCGCCGUGUUCAUUCGAUCUGCCCCGGGCUCCGCGGUCAAUGCGGGCGCGGAGAUGAGCGCCGGCGGCGGGGAGGAGGAAGAGGAGGAGGAGGUGUUCUACGAGUCGCGGGACCGCGUGCUCUCCUCCUCCUGCUCCUCCACCUCCGCCUCGGACGACGACGACCACGACCACCCGCGCUGGCGACGGGAUGGGGGCGCCUCCGCCGCGGCGGCCGCGGCGGCGCUCGACGUGUGGACGUCCGAGCCGGCCCCCGUGCAGGAGCGCCGCCGGAGGCUGCUCCAGAUGAUGGGGCUCGCCGGGGACCCCGCCCUCGCGCGCCUCGAGAUGGGCCGAUCGGCCUCCUACGACGGGCCCGUACGCCCGGCGCCGGUCUCGCCCAUCUCCCGAUCCAGAUCAGAUGGCGCCGUCCCGACAAAGCCCCCGCUGGGGGCCCGGUCACGCCAGGCGUCGUCGGGCUCUUCCGAGGCCACGCCCGAGGGGGAGGAGGCCGACCCGAGGUGCCUAAUCCGAAACCUCGACGACGGCAGAGAGUUCGUGGUCAAGGAGGAGUUCGACCUCCGCGAGGUCGGCACGGGCCGGCAGCUCACCAUGGAGGAGUUUGUUGACCUCUGCGUCGGCCGCUCGCCCAUAGUCCAGGAGCUCAUGCGACGCGAGAAUGUUGCCAACUCCGGCUCAAACAACGACCCGUCCACCCCCAUCCAGAGGUCCAACUCCGGCUCCAGCAACGGAGCAACGCGACACAGGCGGCGUAGCAGCUGGCUUCGGAGCAUCCGGAACGUCGCUGGCUCCAUGGUGGUCAGCUCCCGCGACCGCCGCAGCAGCGACGAGAAGGACACAUGCUCGGAGAAAGGCGGCCGCCGGUCCAGCUCAGCCACAGAUGACAGCCAGGACAGUGCCGGAGCCGUGCACCAUGGCCCGGUGCGCGUUAAGGUCCGGCAGUAUGGAAAGUCGUACAAGGAACUCAGUGGUCUGUUCAUGAACCAGGAGAUACAGGCUCACAAUGGGUCCAUCUGGAGCAUCAGGUUUAGUCCAGAUGGCCAAUACCUCGCGAGUGCUGGUGAGGACUGCGUGAUCCAUGUCUGGGAAGUGUCCGAGUUUGAGAGGAAACUUGAGGAGAAUGGGGUGUGCAAUCCUUUUGUUGCCAUGGUGUGCAAUGGUUCGCUGGAGCCAACAUUAGCGUUGGCCAGUCUGGAUGGAAGCAAUAGUGAGAAGAAGCGUCGGGCAAGGUUCUUGGAGAGUCGGAGGUCUGUGAGUUCGGACCGGCUCAUGGUGCCAGAGCAUGUGUUUGCAUUGUCAGAAAAGCCGAUCCGAACCUUUGUGGGGCAUUCAGAAGAUGUGCUUGAUCUCUGUUGGUCCAAAUCUCAGUACUUACUUUCAUCUUCAAUGGAUAAAACAGUGAAGUUGUGGCAUAUCUCGAGCACUUCAUGUCUGAAAACAUUCUCACAUAGUGACUAUGUGACGUGCAUCCAGUUCAACCCUGUUGAUGAUAGAUACUUCAUUAGUGGUUCAUUGGAUGAAAAAGUCCGGAUAUGGAGCAUUCAAAACCGUGAAAUUGUUGAUUGGAAUGAUUUGCAUGAAAUGGUCACUGCUGCUUGCUAUACCCCAGAUGGACAGAGUGCAUUAAUUGGUUCCCAUAAAGGCAGCUGCCAUAUUUAUGAUACAUCUGAUAAUAGACUUCUUCAAAAGAAACAAAUUGAUCUGCAAAAUAAGAAAAAGAAGUCCAGUCAGAAGAAAAUCACUGGGUUUCAGUUUCUCCCAGGAAAUACUUCAAGGGUGCUUAUUACAUCUGCAGAUUCAAGAAUCAGGGUUGUUGAUGGCCUAAAUCUAGUUCACAAGUACAAAGGUUUCCGAAAUACUAGCAGCCAAAUCUCAGCCUGUUUAGCUGCUAAUGGGAGGUAUGUGAUCUCUGCAAGUGAGGAUUCCCAUGUGUAUAUAUGGAGAAACGAUGAUAAUCUUGAACGAGGUAGAAGCAAGGGGAAUGUUACUGUCACCAAUUCCUAUGAAUAUUUCCACUGCCAGGAUGUGACAGUAGCUGUUGCUUUGCCAUCUACUGGCUCGGCAAUGGUAUCAAGAACAAACUCCAGGAAGCACGAUGAGCAGGACUGUGUAUCCGAGCAUCAUCUGUUGCAUGUUGUCCCUGAGAAACUGCAAGCUUCCUGUGAUUUCCAAUCCCAAAGUGGCAAUAUCCUAAGCACCAGUUCAAAUCACAGUGGUGAUAGAGCAACUUGGCCUGAAGAGCUCAUGACGCCAACAAAGCAGAGCCCUCGGUCUAGUGCCAGUCUUCCCAGUGGUGCUGGUCAAGCUUCGAGUCGGUCCGCCUGGGGAAUGGUAAUGGUCACGGCAGGACGUGGAGGUCAGAUCAGAACAUUUCAGAAUUUUGGGUUUCCUGCUCGAGUAUAGUAGCUAUGAGGCUGCUGCCUGGACUCGGCAUCUGCUCUGCAGCAAGCCGGGUGAUUUUUGUGUAUAGAUAGGUGAAAAUUUGGGUGAUUUGCACAGCAGUCUGGGAUGUGGGAUUUUGUCGCUCCUAGGUGCACCUGCUUGUGAACUUCAACUAACCUACGACCUGGCAGUCGAGGCACGGCGAAUUCGUUUGCCCGGAAUUGUAUAUGAGAAUGGAGCCCGGGAAGGACGACAGGCGUCGGCCGGUUGGAGCGAGAUCUCUUGGGAUCUUUUGCCACCAUCUUUUCAGCUGUUUUCUCCAAUGAGUCCAGUUUAGAUUUUCUCUUGAUGUUUACCCUUUAUUAUAUAUUCUUGUAAGAAGAAAUCUCAGUUCUACAGAAAAAGAAAAGCAAAAAAGAGUUGCAUAGAGUGAUGAAUUCGUUGUACUGGUAUAGCAGGCUUGAGAUGUUAAUGGUACAUGAGUAUAGGAGUAAUAGAGGGACUAGGAAGAGAUGCAAAAAUUUUGAGUUCUGAAGCUUUUGGACUUUACUUCUGGACAAGGUUGGCCCGGUGCAUUUCUGAUGUAUAUCUGGUGUCGAACUGCCGGUUAUCCAACAAACUUGUUAUCGACUCUCUGUUUUCGAUCA